Molecule: messenger RNA, 1413 nt
Organism: Clonostachys solani
Lineage: Eukaryota; Fungi; Ascomycota; Sordariomycetes; Hypocreales; Bionectriaceae
Source: the annotation of a GenBank genome assembly
AUGGAGCACAAUACCAACAUUACCACGGAGUCUACCAGUUCAGGGGCUCAGGUCCCAGAGCAGAAGCACUUCUGGUUCCGGUCUGUCGCCUUCCAGGUUGCCGUUGCCUGCUUUGUCUCUUUCACGGCCCCGGGCAUGUGGGACGCCCUUGGUGGCCUCGGAGCUGGUGGUGCAGCAAAGCCGCAGGCCGUCUCUGCUGGCAAUGCCACCAUGUACUCGCUCUUCGCCGUCACCUGCCUGAUUGCCGGCGGCAUCAAUAACCGCAUCGGACUGCGUAAUGCCCUGGUCAUCGGGGCCGCGGGCAUGCCGAUAUACGGUGCUGCGCUGUACACCAACAACGAACGCCCCACGACAUGGUUCCUGAUCUUGGGCAGCGCCCUCUGCGGCAUUUCCAUCGGCUUCUAUUACACGUCUGAAGCCACGCUCAUGAUUGGAUAUCCGCAUCCCCAGGACCGUGGCUUCUACUUGGCUGUUUGGCAGACCGCUAAGGCUUCUGGUCCCAUUCUGGGCGGUGCCAUCAACCUUGCUCUCAACUCUCAGACGAAUGUCGCGGGGUCUGUGAGCCGGGCAACCUACAUUGUCUUUCUCUGCAUCAUGUGUAUGGGACCUUUCGUAGCGUUCCUGCUGAGCCCUACUGAGCGGGUGCGGCGCAAAGACGGCUCUCGUAUCCUUAUUCACAAGGAGCCAACCACCAAAGCCGAGAUGAAGGCCGUGUUCUCGCUCUUGGGGACCAAGCGGAUGGCGCUUUUGGUGCCUGCUUUCUUCGUCAGUUACUUCUACCUGGGAUUUCUUAGCACAUGGCUUACAGUGUACUUUACUGUCCGGGCCCGGGCGUUCUCGUCCUUUGUCACAAAUUGGGCUGGUGUCAUGAGCUCAUACAUGGUCGGUUACCUCUUGGAUCGUCAAGGAAUCAACAUUAGGACCCGGGCGAAGAUCGCAUUCUCAUCCAUUCUUGUGGUCCUCUUGGGUACGUGGACCUGGGUCACCAUCAUGCAAGACAAGUACAACAAAAUGAACGAGCCUCCCGUGUGGGACUGGUUCACGGAUGGAUUCAACAAGGGGUACCCCAUCAUCUGGUUCUGGGUGUUUGGCGGCCAAGCGUACCAGCAGUUCUGCUACUGGGUGGUUGGUCAGCUCUCCAAUGACAUCGCGUCUCUCAACCGCCACUGUGGCAUUCUUAGGGCGUUUGAGGCUAUGGGGCAAGCAAUUGCAUGGGGGAUGCAAUCCACCAACGCCGACCACUUCGUCAGUAUGGGUCUCAAUUUCGGACUCCUACUGUUUUGCAUUUAUCCGACCUGGCUGGUUCUCUCCCAGCUUGAAGAAAACCUGGUGGUCAUGGAGGAUGCGGAGGUUCUUGGGCAACCAACAGCCAAGGACAUAGAAGUACCUGUUCCGCUGAAGGACGCCGAGUGA